Hirsutella rhossiliensis is the source of this 3621-nucleotide messenger RNA. Its product is annotated as oxysterol-binding protein. Bases 1 to 3621 code for a protein of 1206 amino acids. Lineage: Eukaryota; Fungi; Ascomycota; Sordariomycetes; Hypocreales; Ophiocordycipitaceae. The record is from RefSeq and is a predicted model, not a curated record. Gene Ontology annotation, molecular function: protein binding; sterol binding. Gene Ontology annotation, biological process: maintenance of cell polarity; endocytosis; piecemeal microautophagy of the nucleus. Gene Ontology annotation, cellular component: nuclear envelope; intracellular membrane-bounded organelle; membrane. The transcript has 4 exons.
AUGUCGGACGCUCCCGAUAGCUCGCACAAGCGGUCCAAGUCGGCUGCCGCGCUUUCGCUGAUUCGUCGCAAAGACACGCACGACGACGAAUCCAGCUCAGAAGAAGGCCGAGGAGCCGCUGCGCCAUCCCCAAACAUUGCGCCCAAAGCCUCGGCCGGCUCAAACACCAGCGUCUCGUCGCAGAAGCCCGGCCACGCCCACAAGCCCUCGAGAACCUCGGCCAUGCUCAGCAGAACAACCCCCAACCCGCCCCCGGUGUCCAGGUCGCCCGACAAAACGGCCAGCCUAGAGCAGUCGGUGCGCAAGUUCAGGGUCGUCGAGGCGCUGCGCAGCGGCGACACUGCCUCCAUCUCAAAGGCCAUCCGCGACACGGCCGACAUUGGCGGCCGCCCCAGCACCUCAUCCAUGUCCACCCUCGGCCCCGGUCCCCUCGAAGACACUACCAUCCUUCACCUGGCCAUCCAGUGCGCCGAGUUCCCCGUCAUCGAGUACGUCCUCUCCAACUCGCUCGAUAGCAUCGACGUCAACGCCCGAGACAAGGACGGAAACACCCCGCUGCACGCCGCCGCCACCCACGGCCGCACCCCCGUCGUCAAGCUGCUCCUCGAACAGAAGGGCAUCAACGACGCCGUCGCCAACCAACAGGGCAAGCUGCCCAUCGACUUGGCCCGGAACCCCGAAAUCUUCCAGCUCCUCCAGCUGUCUCGCUCCUUGUUCGCCGAAGCCAAGGUGCAGCAGAUCCAGGAACUCAUCGCCAAAAACGACUACGACACCCUCGCCCUGGUCUUGGAGGAGCCGCGCCUCAAGACGGUCCUAGACAUCAACAGUCCAGAGUUCGCCUCCGAUCCCAUCACCGUCCAGUCCGGCGGCACCUUGCUCCACGAGGCCGCCCGCAAGAAGAACACGCAGCUCAUUCAAGUCUUGCUGCUCCACGGCGCAGACCCUUUCCGACGUGACCGAAAGGGGAAACUUGCCCAGUCCGUCACCAGCGACGACGGCGUCAAGGCCAUGCUCAAGAAGUCGCCCGCUGCCGUUGCAGCACAGAGGGGCAUCCAGGAAAAGGCCGUGCUGGGCCAUGCUGCCUCGCAGGGCGCCUCCUCGGCCGGACCGGGCGACCUGACGGCUGGCAGAGAGGCGCGCGAAAUCAAGGGCUACCUGAAGAAGUGGACCAACUACCGCAAGGGAUAUCAGCUGAGAUGGUUCGUACUCGAGGACGGAGUCUUGAGCUACUACAAGCACCAGGACGAUGCAGGCUCUGCCUGUCGAGGCGCCAUCAACAUGAAGAUUGCCAAGCUCCACAUGAGCGCCGACGAGAAGACAAAGUUUGAGAUUAUCGGCAAGUCGUCCGUCAAGUACACUCUCAAGGCCAACCACGAAGUGGAGGCCAAGCGCUGGUUCUGGGCCCUCAACAACUCGAUCCAGUGGACCAAGGACCAGGCCAAGGAGGAGCAGCGACAGGCCGCCCGGAGCGCCGAGCUUCUCAGGCAGGCCAAGGCGGACCAGAGCGGCUCUCUCUCCGUACGGCGCCUGUCGAAUGCCAAGAUGCCGGCGGGAGUCAGCACAGCAGGCAGCAUCGACGAUGACGAGCUCCUGGACGCCGGGACGGAGGGUGACGGUGCCUCCAGGGCCCCAGGCAACGGCGCGUCGGCCAUGCUCGGGGACCACGACGACGACGACGACGCUGCAGACGACAAGAGCAUCAGCGAGGAGCCUGGCGCGACCAAAGAUGCGCUUAACAUCACGGCGCAGUCGGCCAAGCUGCAGCUCGAGACCAUGUCAAGCGUCCACGCCGCACUGCAAGCCGAGGCCUCCCACAGCCCUGCAACGCCGCUGUCGGACACCAAGGUGACGCAGGCGCUGUCCACGUACGACGCGGCAAUCCGCAGCCUGACAGGUCUCGUUGGCGACCUGCUUCGCAUCUCGAGAGACCGCGACGCCUAUUGGCAGUACCGGGUGGACCGCGAGGCAAACAUGCGACGGAUGUGGGAGGAGAGCAUGCAGCAAGUGGCGAGGGAACAGGAGGAGCUAGAAGCCCGUGUCGGCGAGGCGGAGACCAAACGUCGCCUGACGAAAAAGGCGCUGAGGGAGGUCAUGGAAGGGGGUGUCGUGUCUUCGGCCAACACGCCGACUGCCGAAAAGGUGCAGCCAGAGGUGGAGAUGGAGGCCAGAUACCUCGGUAGCCUGGGGCGCAAGGGCACGGCGCUCGAUCAGCUCGGGGAGCUCUCGGAAAGCGACUCGGACAACGGGGACGAGUUUUUCGACGCCGUUGAUGCGGGCGAGGUCGAGGUGACCGAGAUGCCACCCGACGAGACGAGCCACGAGGGCACAGGACUUGUCGUCUCUGGGCUCGAUAUUAGCCCGUCGUUUAAAGGCUACGAAAAUGGCAUCAGACAUCGGCUCAAGAUGGAUGCCGACGAUCGUCCCAAGAUAUCACUAUGGGGUAUUUUGAAAUCCAUGAUUGGCAAGGACAUGACCAAGAUGACGCUACCCGUGUCGUUCAACGAGCCGACGUCGCUCUUGUACCGCUGCGGCGAGGACAUGGAGUACGCAGACUUGCUGGACCAGGCCGUGGAGCGCGCCGAUUCGAUCGAGCGGCUCAUCUACGUGGCGGCCUUUGCGGCCAGCGAGUACGCGUCCACCAUUGGCCGCGUGGCCAAGCCCUUCAACCCACUGCUUGGCGAGACAUUUGAGUAUGUGCGGCCGGACAAGAACUACCGCUUCUUCAUCGAGCAGGUCAGCCACCACCCCCCCGUCGGCGCAGCGUGGGCAGAGUCCCCCCACUGGACGUACUGGGGCGAGUCGGCCGUCAGGUCCAAGUUCUACGGCAAGUCGUUUGACAUCAACCCCCUCGGCACCUGGUUUCUCAAGCUCCAGCCCAAGGCGGGCGGCAAGGAAGACUUGUACACGUGGAAGAAGGUGACGUCGUCAGUCAUUGGCAUCAUCACGGGCAACCCGACCGUCGACAACUACGGGCCGAUGGAGAUCAAGAAUUGGACAACGGGAGAGGUGGCGAUGAUUGAGUUCAAGCCGCGCGGGUGGAAGGCGUCGAGCGCAUAUCAGAUUGCGGGCAAGAUUCUGGAUGCGCAGGGCAACGUGCGCUUCAGCCUGGGCGGGCGGUGGAACUCGAAACUCUAUGCCCGACUGACGCCCGGAUACGAGGCCACGGUGGACGAUCCCAAGGACAGCGGGCCGGUGGACAGCGGAGGACUGACGGACCCAAGCCGGGCGUACCUGGUGUGGGAGGCGAACCCGCGGCCGCCGGGCAUCCCCUUCAACCUGACGCCGUUUGUCUUGACCUUUAACCACAUCGACGACAAGCUCAAGCCGUGGCUGGCGCCGACGGACUCGCGGUUGCGGCCGGACCAGCGCGCCAUGGAGGACGGCGAGUACGACUUUGCGGCCGAGGAGAAGAACCGGCUGGAAGAGAGCCAGCGGGCGCGGCGUCGGGAGCGCGAGGCCAGGGGUGAGGAGUUUGUGCCGGCGUGGUUCACCAAGACGAGGUGCGAGGUGACGGGCGAGGAAUACUGGCAGUUCAACGGCAAGUACUGGCAACAGCGGGACAAGGCGGGGCCGAGCGGAGACGACAAGGCGUGGGAGGGACUGGAGCCCGUCUUUUCAUGA